AUGUGGCAAAGGUCUACAAAUGUGAAGAAUGUGGCAAAGGCCUUUACUGGUCCUAUUCCCUUACUAAAGAAUGUGGCAAAGCUUUUCACCAGUACUCAAACCUUAUUGAACAAAAUAAUUCAUUCAGGAGAGAAACCCUACACAUGUGAAGAAUGUGACAAAGCCUUUAACCAGUCCUCAAUUCUUAAUAAACAUAAGAAAAUUCAUACUGGAGAGAAACCCUAUGAGUGUGAAAAAUAUGGCAAAGGCUUUAACUAGUCCUCAGUUCUUAACACUUAAGAUAAUUCAUAAGAUAAGAUGAUUCAUAAGAUAAUUCAUACUGGAGAGAAACUCUACGAACCAGAAAGAUGUGAUAAUGCUUUUGACAACACCUCAAACUUUUCUACAACCAUAAAAGAAAUCAUAUUGGUGAGAAAUCCUAGAAAUGUGAAGAAUGUGAUGAAGUCUUUAAAUGGUUGUCGUACUUGAUUAUAGGUAAUAUAAUUCAUAGUGGAAAAAAUUCCUACAAGUGAGAACAA
Molecule: messenger RNA, 518 nt
Organism: Symphalangus syndactylus (siamang)
Lineage: Eukaryota; Metazoa; Chordata; Mammalia; Primates; Hylobatidae
Product: zinc finger protein 679-like
Source: RefSeq, a predicted model, not a curated record